GGAAUAAUUUCAACUUCCAUAUUUUCCCAGACACCUCGCUCCCUAGAUUUGUGCGGCUCUGUGGCCGCACACCAGGCCCUCGACUUGGCUAGAUGACGGGGUACCAGACAAUAGCGUCUGGCAGUGCGUCAGGGACUAUCUCCGGCGGAAUCAUGGCACAUCACCGACGUGCUCGCAACCCCAAGGCGGGCGGCGGCCACGCCUCCAUGAUGAGCAGCAACAUCAAUCUGCUGAAUACGAUCGUCGGCGCCGGAACUCUCGCCAUGCCCGCAGCCAUGUCCCACUUUGGCGUCAUGCUGGGCGUCUUGCUGAUUGUGUGGUGCGGGCUCACGUCAGCUUUUGGUCUGUACCUUCAGGCACGCUGCGCUCGCUACCUCGAUAGGGGAACUUCGUCCUUCUUCGCGCUCUCGCAGAUCACGUAUCCGAACGCUGCUGUUGUGUUCGAUGCUGCCAUCGCGAUAAAAUGCUUCGGCGUGGGCGUUUCCUACAUGAUCAUCAUCGGGGACCUGAUGCCAGGCGUGGCGGAAUCGUUUGGGAGUGCUGACUGGGGUCUGCCGUUUCUGGACGACCGCAAGUUCUGGAUCACGGCCUUCUUUUUGCUCUUCAUUAUCCCGCUGAGCUUCCCCAGGAGGCUAGAUUCGCUCAAGUACACGAGCAUGGUCGCAUUGCUUGCGAUCGGCUAUCUCAUCAUCCUGGUGGCCUACCACUUUGCCGCUGAUGAGAUCCCGAACGAACGGGAUAUCCGGAUCAUUACGUGGGAGGGACCAGUGGCUGCGCUCAGCAGUCUGCCGGUGGUCAUUUUUGCCUACACGUGCCACCAGAACAUGUUCUCGAUUCUGAACGAGAUCAAGGACAACUCCCCCGGCAGUAUUGUCGCCGUUAUCGGAUCCAGCAUCGGAUCCGCCGCCUUUAUCUACGUCCUGGUCGCCAUCACCGGGUACUUCACCUUCGGCAAUGACGUCAAGGGGAACAUAGUCAGCAUGUAUCCCCCUUCCGUCGCCUCUACGAUCGCCAAGGCAGCCAUCGUUGCCCUGGUCACCUUCAGCAUCCCGCUGCAGAUCCACCCCUGCCGCGCCUCCAUCGACGCGGUCCUUCGCUGGCGGCCCGGCAGCAGCCAGCGGUCCCCAAGUGUCGCGAGCGUUACCUCGGCCAGCGGCGGCAGCCAACCGCUCCUCCCCGCGGCCGGCUUGGCCUCGGCCCCUUCCCCCUCAGCCCUCGACAGCCACGGCGCGCCGGUCGCCGUCAUGUCGGAGCUGCGCUUCGCCCUCAUCACCAGCGCCAUCCUCGUGCUUAGCUACAUCACGGCCCUGCGCGUGUCGACGCUCGACCGCGUGCUGGCCUACGUCGGCAGCACCGGCUCCACCGCCAUCUCCUUCAUCCUCCCGGGCCUGUUCUACUACAAGAUCAGCGACCCCGAUAGCAUCUACCACCAGCGCCUGUCCAAGGAGGACGACGACGCGGUGUACAGCGACGAGGCCGACGGCCGGGGUCUCGAUCUCGACGACUGCGACAACGACGAGGAGGACGCGCUCGCGACGAGCGUGACGAGCCUGAGGUCCGCGGCCAGCCUGGCCGGGUCGGCGGCGGCGCGGUCGAGAGGCGGGAGGGGAGGCCGAUGGCGGCGGAAGUGGAGGUGGGACCUGGAGCACCUCGAGACGGGCCUGCUGCGCAAGCUGGCCGUGUGCCUGUCGGCGUACGGCGUGUGCGUCAUGGUGGUGUGCCUGGGGAUGAACGCGUUCUUUUCGCACUGAUCAGCCGAGUUGAGACCACCAGCCUAGAAGAAGAGGAGGAAGAACAAGAAGAAGAAGAAUAAGAAGAGGAAGAAGAAGAAGAAGAAGAAGAAGAAGAAGAAGAAGA
Thermothelomyces thermophilus ATCC 42464 is the source of this 1857-nucleotide messenger RNA. RefSeq lists its product as uncharacterized. NCBI's taxonomy places the organism in Eukaryota, Fungi, Ascomycota, Sordariomycetes, Sordariales, Chaetomiaceae. Gene Ontology annotation, biological process: amino acid transmembrane transport. Gene Ontology annotation, molecular function: L-serine transmembrane transporter activity; L-histidine transmembrane transporter activity; L-arginine transmembrane transporter activity. Bases 264 to 1751 code for a protein of 495 amino acids. Gene Ontology annotation, cellular component: fungal-type vacuole membrane. The transcript is spliced from 5 exons. The record is from RefSeq and is a predicted model, not a curated record.